AUGGAUGGGCCUGUCACUCCUACCCACCCCAAAUUCCCACGAUUAAUUUGUCUAAAUGCAAUCGGUAGUGCCCACCUUACUGAGUACUUAGAAGACUUGAGCUCUCCUUUGCCAAAUAAACUAGUCCGUCUUUCUGUGCUUACUCUCCCACGAAGACUCGGAGAACGGGAAAAUGUUGCUAGACUGUUUGCCACAGCACAACAAGAACAACUGGAUCCAAUUUUCAUCAGCGGCCUCAUCAGUCUUGUGCCUAACGUCGACAUUCUCGCUAGCAUCAAACUAAGGACGGCAAAAAUGAGUCUCUCUUCCUACAUAUUAAUGCUGAUUGUGUCUUUGUUUUCUCAAGGUAUUUUACUUUCAGCUUCCAAGUCCAUAAGAAAUUUAGAAGACGACGUGGUAUUUAAUACAUUUAGGAUGGGGAAAGCCUUCCAGAAGGAAGAUGCUGCAGAAAGAUCGGUUGUGGCUCCCUCACUGGAACAAUAUAAAAACGACGACAGCGGCUUCCUGAGCGACGACGAGAACAAGAAUUCAAAGAACCCAGGCUCCAAACAGAAUCUCCUAAGUCAUGGUCUGCCACUGAAUCUGGCUAUAAAACCUUAUCUCGCUCUGAAAGGAUCAGUAGCUUUUCCAGCUGAGAAUGGAGUUCAGAAUUCUGAGUCAACACAAGAAAAGAGAGAAAUUGGGGAUGAAGAAAACUCAGCUAAAUUUCCCAUAGGAAGGAGAGAUUUUGACAGUGAGUAG
Messenger RNA from Alexandromys fortis (reed vole), 741 nucleotides. It is a transcript of the gene Pmch, whose product is annotated as pro-melanin concentrating hormone. Gene Ontology annotation, biological process: behavior; chemical synaptic transmission. Gene Ontology annotation, molecular function: type 1 melanin-concentrating hormone receptor binding; melanin-concentrating hormone activity. The transcript is spliced from 4 exons. The record is from RefSeq and is a predicted model, not a curated record. NCBI's taxonomy places the organism in Eukaryota, Metazoa, Chordata, Mammalia, Rodentia, Cricetidae. Bases 1 to 741 code for a protein of 246 amino acids.